CUCUCGCUCUCUCUCUCUCUCUCUAGGAAGGCGAGAGAGUUGUCUCUCUCUAACGUUUCUCUCGCUCUAAAGAGUCUCUCACAUCUCUGUUCUCUAACGCAGCAUCGCUUAACUCCAGGCCUUUCAAGUUCCUCUCUCUAAAAUUUGAAGGCAUUGUUCCUCUUUCACUUUCUCUACUUCUCUCUCUAGAAAGAUCAGGCUAUGGCAGGUGGCCAAUCGCUCCUGGCAGCGUGUGGUGGUGACACAGUAAAGCUAUUCAACGUCUCAACAGAGCCUGGAGACCCCUGCACCCUCCAUUACUCGCCUUCUCCUGGUUUCCAGGUUAACUCAGCCAAAUGGAAUCACACCAAUUUAGUUGUUGCCAGUGCUGGAGAUGACAAGAAAAUCUCUUUGUGGCAGAAGAAUGGACAGAGUUUGGGGACAGUGCCGCCAUCUGGCACUGAUGUAGGUGAUAAAAUUGAUGAGUCUAUUUUGGCUAUCAGCUUUAGCAAUAAAGGUUCCAGGUAUCUUUGUUCUGGGGGCACUGGUCAAGUGGUGCGGAUUUGGGAUUUGCAAAGGAAGCGGUGCAUAAAAUGGUUGAAGGGUCACACUGAUACAAUUACUGGUGUUAUGUACAAUUGCAAAGAUGAACAUUUGGCAUCCAUUAGUUUAAAGGGGGAUCUCAUUCUUCACAACCUUGCAUCUGGUGCCCAGGCUGCAGAGCUCAAAGAUCCAAAUCAACAGGUAUUGAGAGUGCUUGAUUAUUCUCGAACUAGCAGGCAUGUUUUGGUCACAGCUGGUGAUGAUGGGUCUGUACAUUUGUGGGAUACUACUGGGCGUAGUCCAAAGAUUUCCUGGCUGAAGCAGCAUUCUGCACCAAUUGCUGGUGUUUGCUUCUCUCCCCAAAAUGACAAGAUAAUUGCCAGUGUUGGCCUGGAUAAAAAGUUAUAUACUUACGACACAGGGUCAAAGCGAGCAACAUAUUGCAUUCCUUAUGAGGCGCCAUUCUCUUCACUGGCAUUCAAAGAGGAAGAUUGGCUACUGGCUGCUGGAACCAACAGUGGUCGUGUUGUCUUUUAUGAUGUUCGUGGGAAACCACAGCCAUUCACCGUGCUACGUGCCUAUGGCAAUUCGGAGGCCGUUACAAGUUUAUGCUGGCAAAGGUCAAAACCCAUUGUUGUAAAUGAAAAUAAUUGUACCACUGAGGCUGCUCUUUUGGGAGGUGCUGGGGACGACUCAAUCCUCAUGCCAGAUCCUCUUCCUUCAAUGACAUCAUCAGCUCCUUCUUCUACAGUAGUUUCUAGUUUGCGUAGUUCUGGGCGUGUGCCGUCCAUGUCUGAUGCUUCUUUUACAACUACGAGCAUUGGUUUGCCAACUAACACGUCAUUCCUAUCCACUCCAGAGGAAACUCCAACUCGAAAUCAUUUACUAACAACAGGGUCCCUAGCAAAGUUACAGGCUGCUCGUUCUAGUUACAAUUUCAAAGAUGAUAUGGAAGUCUUCUCUCCUUUAGUGGAUGUCCAACCAAUUACACCGUCACUGGGUAAUUGGGAUGAUCAUGAUGAUUUGAAAAAGGAUCACACUUUGGUUGAUAAAAGGCCAGGACUACUGUUUCCUUCAUCAAUAAGGAGAUUUCCUCAUUUGAAGGAUGGGAAUUCUGAUUCGCAUCCAAUCUCAGAUUGGAAAUCUACGUUAAGUUCAAGACAGGAUGAUUCUCAAACCUCUUCACUGGCAAGCUCCACACCUGUGACAUCGACAUCGUCAAGGAGCGAUCGGUCCUUUUCUGCAAAUCCACCUGAAGCUUGGGGUGACGAUAUAGUGGCGGAUAAGUUAACUCGCCAUCGUCAGCUAAUUGGCAUGUCAUCUCGUCUUAUGACCAGCAGUCAAUCAUCAUCUGGGGCAACAGUGCCUAGUUCUGUUUUAGGAGGCUUGCAUGAUUCAUCAAUAUCUGUAGGCCUCACUAGUGCAAGUUAUCUAUCAAGCACAAGCCUAAGUGCGCCUCAACUUCAAGGCAAAGACAUCACUGGCCAUGAGAUCCCUUCCUUGCUUGCUGACUCAUCUUCCAAUCUUAAUUCUACUCUAUCUACAUCAAUAGGAUUCAAAAGCAUGCAGGGACCAUCUAAUCUUGAAGUUCCGGGAUCAGUACCUGUGAACCUCGCAAGAAAAUACACGACUUAUGCUGAGAGGAUAAGUAACCGUGCAUCCUUUGGUGAUGGGGCGGCUAUUGUGUCUGGCUCGCCCAAGUUGAAGAAAACAGGAGUAGAAACCAGGGAAGAGCUUAUGAAUGCCUCACUUCUGAGAUCAGAUACAUCGGCUCCUGCAAGCUCUGGAAUUCCUCCUGUUGCCAAUGGACCCUUAUCACAUUCUCAGAAGGGUCUGGGUCUGGGUCAGCAUGAACAUCAACAGCUCGGGACUCCAUCUUUUGCUCUGCAGCUGGUUCAGCGCACUCUCGAGGAGACCCUAAGUUCUGUUCAGAAGUCGAUUCAUGAUGAUGUCAGAAACCUUCAUAUUGAGCUGCUGAGGCAGUUCCAUAUGCAUGAGAUGGAAAUGUCGAGCUUGUUGAACUCUGUUCUAGUAAAACAAGAGGAGAUGAUGAAGGAAAUUCAGGCGCUUCGGAAAGAGAAUCAGCAACUUCGCCAGACAUUGCUUUGAGGGUCUUAAUGUACAGGGAUGAGGUUUGCUUGGGGCAAUGCGUGGUAUUGUAGGUUGAGCUUUGUGCUGAUUGUCUUGCUGUCUUGUAGAGUUAAUGUUUCCAAUAUGUUUUGGUUGGUUUUCUUGGCUUAUUAUCGUUCUCUUUAAAAUAGGAUGAAGUUUUCAUAAGGCCUAGGCUUUAUGGAAACAAAUAAAGCUGCAUGUCAAAUCCACGUCUAGAAAGCACUCUCGGCAGCGGAAAUCUCCAUGAUCACUCUAAAAUAAAUUUCCAACACCGGCAAUAAAUUUUGAAACUCAAAAA
Messenger RNA from Amborella trichopoda, 2932 nucleotides. RefSeq names its product Transducin/WD40 repeat-like superfamily protein (gene NEDD1). Gene Ontology annotation, cellular component: kinetochore microtubule. The record is from RefSeq and is a predicted model, not a curated record. Gene Ontology annotation, biological process: regulation of phragmoplast microtubule organization; regulation of mitotic spindle organization; cell plate assembly. NCBI's taxonomy places the organism in Eukaryota, Viridiplantae, Streptophyta, Magnoliopsida, Amborellales, Amborellaceae. Gene Ontology annotation, molecular function: protein binding; gamma-tubulin complex binding.